This is a messenger RNA of Kogia breviceps (pygmy sperm whale), 1488 nucleotides long. RefSeq names its product ChaC glutathione specific gamma-glutamylcyclotransferase 2 (gene CHAC2). The record is from RefSeq and is a predicted model, not a curated record. Gene Ontology annotation, biological process: glutathione catabolic process. Gene Ontology annotation, molecular function: gamma-glutamylcyclotransferase activity; glutathione specific gamma-glutamylcyclotransferase activity. NCBI's taxonomy places the organism in Eukaryota, Metazoa, Chordata, Mammalia, Artiodactyla, Physeteridae. Gene Ontology annotation, cellular component: cytoplasm.
CUGCCUGCAGCUUAGAGACCACGCCGAGGGGACAGCCGCCACCGCUACCGCUGCUGCCGCCGCCACCAAGGAGGAAGAGCAAGGGAACGAUGUGGGUUUUUGGUUACGGGUCCCUCAUCUGGAAGGUGGACUUCCCCUAUCAGGACAAGGUGGUUGGAUAUAUCUCAGGCUACAGCAGGCGCUUCUGGCAGGGAAGCAUCGACCACCGCGGGGUUCCUGGCAAGGGUUGUGUAUGGGGUGUUGCUUACAGACUGCCAGUAGGAAAGGAAGAAGAAGUAAAAGCAUACCUUGACUUCAGAGAGAAAGGAGGCUACAGGACCACAACAGUCAUUUUUUAUCCAAAAGAUUCCACAACAGAACCAUUCAAUGUGUUGCUAUAUAUUGGAACAUGUGAUAAUCCUAAUUAUCUUGGUCCUGCACCUCUGGAAGACAUUGCUGAACAAAUUUUUAAUGCAGCUGGUCCUAGUGGAAAAAAUACAGAAUAUCUUUUUGAACUUGCAAAUUCCAUUAGAAGCCUUGUGCCAGAAGAUGCAGAUGAGCAUCUUUUCUCUUUGGAAAAAUUAGUAAAGGAACGUUUAGAAGGAAAACAGAACUUCAAUUGCUUAAAAAGACCUAAUUGACUUUUCCAAACAAGCAGAGCUUUUAGUCUUCAGAGAACAGCAUAAUGGCAUUAUGAUUUGUAAACGUUUACUUGAAAAUCUUAGUUGUGUUUAGUGUUGUAGUCAAGAUAUCAUCUAAAUUUAUAGUUUAAUUGCAAGUGGCCUGAAACACACACAUAUUCAAGAUAUUGGGGUAUAGUUAAAGAAAAAAUUUGUUUCAAUAAUAUAAUGAUUUUCCAGCUAUGUGAUAUUAAAUACUUGCUCAUGAGAAGUGAGUUCUUUAGAAAAAUACGAUGAAGCACUCAGUUCAGAACUUGUUUUUAUCUGAAUAAAUAUAAUUGUUAUUUCAUAUCACAGUACUAUUUUGAAGUUGUAGAGAAUUAAACCAAAAGACCACUAAAUAUAAUAAGGCUAUACUUUCAGUAUACUCCCAAACAUCAACUCUGUAAUCAUGGUUUAAAAUAAAUAAACUGAAAAUAACAUGUAAUUAGAAACGUAUGGUAACAUAGACAAGAUUUGGGCCUUGAAUGUGACUCUCCUUAUUUAGGUAUUAAAUGAAAUCCUUUCCAAUUUAAGCCAAAAAAUAGCAUUUUAAUAUAAAAAUUUCUUUGGAAUUAUAAUGUACUAUACCUCUCCAUUUCUGAAUAAAUGUAUUUUACUACAUGGAAAAAACCCUUUCAGCUAGAAAAGCACAAAUUAUACAAAUCAUGUCUACCAACAAUGUAGUCUAGUCUGUCACUCACUUUGUAUUAAUUUUAUACUGAAACUUAAAAAAAAUAAAGAUGGGCUAUCUGAUAUUACAAAUUAACAGAAACAUAUAAUGAAAGUUUGCUGUUUGAAAUGGUGUUUAGAAUUGUAAUUUUUUAAAGUAAGAAGUGGCAUUACCUGA